AUGCCUGACUGCAUGCGCGUAAAUGGGACAGGUGGAACAUUUGAUUGGAAACACAAAGAACAAACGCCGUGUGGCUAUGUGAUUCUCCAGGAGCAAAUGCGGAGGGAUGACGAAGAAAAAGGUUGGAUGGCAGACCCUUUGAGUGUUGAACAAAAUCGGCAGGAAUCUGCCCACUUUAGAGAAGAAUGGCUUGAUCGGCUACAGCGCCAAGAGAAAGUGGCCGAACGACGAAUGCUGCAGCAAAACAGCAGAAGAGAAUCAAUGGCUAGGAUAAAACAACUACGUCGACAAAAAACACGGUGGAUAAAGCGACAAACAGCAAUUCCGCCGUCAACAUCAAUGUCAGGUCCAAAGGGUGCCGAAGGACUCAGAGAACACGAAGCAUUGAGAGCACAGGAAAGAUGGAAUGGACAAGAAGGAUUGAGAGUACAGCAAGGACGGAGAGCAGAGGAGGGAUUGACAAGACAGGAAGGAUGGAAUGGACGAGAAGCAUUGAGAGGUCAGGAAGGAUUGAGAGGACAGCAAGGAUGGAGAGGACAGGAAGGAUUGAGAGGACAGCAAGGAUGGAGAGGACAGGAAGGAUUGAGAGGACAGCAAGGAUGGAGAGGACAGGAAAGAUGGAGAAGUAUUAAUACACCAAAAGAAUUAUGUGUUCUGGAUAUUACAUUAGUUGGUAUUAAACUUCCAGAAUUAUUACAUUUCAUGGCUGAAUUACAAAGCCUAAAAUUGCUGUCAUCAUUAACCAUCAACACAGAUGAAAUACAAGAUAAAGAUGAUCUGCGUACCAUCUGUAAAAGUGCUCUUCAAAUUCCCUCAUUAAUUAAAUGUGAUGUAUCGUGUGGCCUUUGUGAUACAAUGACACGGGAUAAGAAGUUUGAAAAAUUGUUAGAAACAUUUCAGUUAUCGGCGAGUGCUAGUGAUUAUUUCAAUGAAAUAUGCAGUACUUAUUAUCAGAUUCUAGAACUAGGGAACUUCAUAGGUCCAUUGAAUUUUAUACCAUUGAUGUAUUUUGAUCCGUCAAAACAUAUGGCUGAUCGAACACAUGCGUUACACGAAGUUGAAGCACGACGUAACAGCAAAGGAACAUGGACCGCGAAUCAUUUUGUUCCUUUAGUACUUCCUUGUAUCAGCGCUCAGUCUCAAAUUCUGAUUACAUCUACAUUUCAAUCAAAUUCUGCAGUAAAAGUACCAGAAAUAAAAUCUUUCACGUCAACCGAUAAGCGUCUUUGGCCAAGCUGUUCGACAGCAACAGGAGGCGAAAAAGUUAAAGAGCGAAAUCAAAAAUUAAGAGAAAAGGCGUUUCACAAAGCUCGAGAAAGAGAAAGACAAUGUAAAGUGUUUAGAAGACUUAAUCAGACAAGUGAAAAUCUUGGAAAAGAAAGACAACGUAAAGUGUUUGGAAGACUUAAUCAGACAAGUGAAGAUCUUGGAAAAGAAAGACAACGUAAAGUGCUUAGAAGACUUAACCAAACAAAUGAUGAACAGCAAUGGCCGGCCGCUAUUUUAUUGGAAACAAAACUUCGAUGUUUAAAAAGCUUUAAUGAGAAAAUGUCAAUGCUGUCAUUAACAGAAGCUUCAUGUUGUAUAUGUAACGCGUUAUCUCGCAAAUCGUCUAUGAAUACGAUGAUAAUGUCUCAAAUUCCAAACGUUGAUUUAUUGAGGCGAAAUACUAAAAUGUGUCUUAAUUCUUCAUUUGCGGCACCAGAAGCGUCGAGUAUGGCGGUAAAUUUGGAAUUGGAUGCUCCCGACUGUGUAUCAGCAGACGGGCAGUCGCAAGCUGAUUAA
Didymodactylos carnosus is the source of this 1785-nucleotide messenger RNA. The record is from the annotation of a GenBank genome assembly. Lineage: Eukaryota; Metazoa; Rotifera; Eurotatoria; Philodinida; Philodinidae.